Messenger RNA from Cannabis sativa, 1381 nucleotides. Its product is annotated as L10-interacting MYB domain-containing protein-like. NCBI's taxonomy places the organism in Eukaryota, Viridiplantae, Streptophyta, Magnoliopsida, Rosales, Cannabaceae. Bases 240 to 1055 code for a protein of 271 amino acids. The record is from RefSeq and is a predicted model, not a curated record. The transcript is spliced from 3 exons.
GAAAAUAAAAUUCAAAUUCAGAUUCUAAUUUAUAAAAGUAAAAAUGAAAACACCAAAAUAGAGUUUUCUUUGUUUUGAGAUACUCUAUCCAAAAACCCUAAAAACAUUUUCUCUCUUCUCCAUCAGCUGCCGCCUCCUUCUCCAUCCACUGCAACGCCUCCUUCUCCAUCAGCUGCUACACGCCUCAUUCUCAUCUUCUUCUUAUUCGAUUCUCACAGUGAUCUACUCCGAAAUACAAGAUGGAUACAAAGAAUUCAGACAUUGAGGAUCAUGCUUCUUGGCCCGAGGUUAUUGAAUCAUAUUUUAUCGGCCUUUUGUAUGAAGAGGCCAAAAAAGGAUUACAAACAACAACCUUGGACAAAAAAGGAGGGCUAAAGAUAGAGAAUGACAUAUUUAACAAAUUUGGAAAGAGGUAUAAAAUGGAUAAAUUGAAAUCAAAAUUCAAUCGAUUGAGAAAGGCACAUCGAGAAUUUUCUCAUCUUUUGCUACAUACUGGAAUGGGAUGGGAACCUAAAACUUGUACUGUUACAGCAACUGAUGAAGUUUGGGAUGCUUAUCUAAAGAAAUAUCCAAAUGCAAAGAGAUAUCGAAAAAAAGGAUUGCCACAUUAUGAUAUGCUUGGAGAAAUAUUUAAUAACACAACAACCACUGGUGGGAUGAGUUACGCCUCCACUCAACCUCCGCCUACUUCAGUUGAGGAACGCCAACAAGAGCGUCACUUUAUUGGUACUGGAGCACAUAUUGAUGUUGAUGUUGGUAUUGAAUGUGAUGGUGAAAAUUUUGGAGAGGAAGAAGAAGUUACUGGUAUACGUCGUCGAGCUACUUCUGCUCCACCUAAUACACCCAGGCCAAAGGAAAAAAAGAACAAAGGGGCUAACUCUGCUAUGGAACAUGUGAUGGAGCAACUUGCAAAAAGUAUUGCUGCUAAAACUGAGGCAUCACUAGUACGAAGUGAGAGUAUGCGCAAGUAUAUUGAUUCAAGAGGAAAGAGAAUUAACGAAGAAGCUAGCAAUAUCACUGUUCGAUUAAUAUGGAAGAUUGUCAAAAUAUUUUAGAUGGUAUUCCAAAUCUAGAUGACAAAAGGUACCUGAAAGCAUUACGUGAGUUAGUUGCAAACCCAGAAUGGCGUGGAAUAUUCCUGAGAAUGAGUGAACAACGUCGUCGUGCAUAUCUUGACUCAUUGUUGGAGUGAAUUAAAAUAUCAUUUAUUUCCUUUGACUUUGUGUUUUAUGAACUACUGAACAAAUUUUAUGUGCUUUCUUUUAGUCUAUGUGUAAUGAACUUGGGUUGGUGUUUGUUUUAAUGAUUGAAUUGUUUAAUGUAUUUCUUUCUUUGUUUGACAAUAUUUGUGAAAUUUUAAUUUAUUAACUUUUAUUGAUAA